Messenger RNA from Metarhizium album ARSEF 1941, 975 nucleotides. RefSeq names its product Aha1 domain family. The transcript is spliced from 4 exons. Lineage: Eukaryota; Fungi; Ascomycota; Sordariomycetes; Hypocreales; Clavicipitaceae. The record is from RefSeq and is a predicted model, not a curated record. Gene Ontology annotation, molecular function: ATPase activator activity; protein-folding chaperone binding. Bases 1 to 975 code for a protein of 324 amino acids. Gene Ontology annotation, cellular component: cytosol. Gene Ontology annotation, biological process: protein folding; positive regulation of ATP-dependent activity.
AUGGUACUUCACAACCCUAAUAACUGGCAUUGGGUGACCAAAGAUGUCACUGCCUGGACGAAACAAUGGCUUGAGGACAACCUUGACCAAGUUAGUGCCCAAAAAGGCGACGUAGAAGUCAAGAUCAUCGAAGUUGAGAGCGUAGAGGGCGAAGCCGAAGUCUACCAGAGGAAAGGCAAGGUCAAAACGGUCUUUGACUUGGAACUCACCCUAAGAUUCACUGGAUCCGCCCCCGAUGCGGAGAAAGUAUCCGGCACAAUCAAGUUCCCUGAAGUCCAGCCGGAUAUCGAAGAUUAUACGUUCGAGGUAAAACUCGAAGAUGCCGUUUCAAAGGAGAACGAGCCCGUGAAGGAGCUUGUCAGCAGCCAGCUCGUGAAAGAGCUGGAACAGAAGAUUAAGCUGAUCACGUCUGUCCUUAUCGAAGAGCACGGCAAGGAUAUUCAACAUGCCCCCGGUUCGAAUCCUUCUAGCGGAUUUUCGACCCCGAAGAUUCACCCUCAAACUUCUUCACCCAAGCCCACAGAGCAUCCCAGUGCUCCCACGAGCACCUCUGGUAUUGUCAACACAACAACGGUUACGGAUAAAGAAGAGUUUCGAACCACGGCCGACGAGAUGUAUCAAACGUUUGUUGACCCUCAGCGGCUUGCGGCCUUCACCCGCUCCCCUCCAAAGGUUUUCGAGGGCGCCAACAAGGGUGGAAAGUUCGAAUUGUUUGGCGGAAACGUCUCUGGGGAAUACCUCGAGCUUGAACCAGGAAAGAAGAUUGUCCAGAGCUGGCGUCUUAGCCAAUGGCCUGCUGGCCACUUCUCCAACCUCCAUAUCGAGUUUGACCAAAAUAAUGUUGACCACGUUACAGUGAUGCGUGUGCAGUGGAAAGGCGUACCGGUCGGCCAGGAGGAAGUGACCAAGAGGAACUGGCUGGAGUACUACGUAAAGAGCAUCAAACAAACCUUUGGAUUCGGUACCAUUCUGUAA